Molecule: messenger RNA, 1476 nt
Organism: Moesziomyces aphidis
Lineage: Eukaryota; Fungi; Basidiomycota; Ustilaginomycetes; Ustilaginales; Ustilaginaceae
Source: the annotation of a GenBank genome assembly
AUGAGGCUCCCCUUCCUCCACCGCUCCAACCCUUCGCCGGAAGAAAAGCCCUCGGACCCGGUCAUAGCUGUCGCGGAGGGACACGAGUCGAUUCGGUUGCAUGUGCACAACCGUACGCGCACCGACUUUCUCGCGCACUCGGUGUUUGGUGCGCUCCAUACGGCGCCUACGACCCAGCGAGCUGUGUCGUCCAGUCUUUCUGCAUCGCCGGAUCCGAACAGUGGGGGGUUUGGUGUGCGCAGUACGCCGUUGCGGCUUGCGUCGGGCGGGCAGGUGCAGGUGCCACCCGUGAGGAUCCAGCCGCAAACAGCCGCUGCCACCGCGGGGUAUACUGUCAGCCUGACGCUCAGUCCGCGCAACACGCCCGCAUACACAGCUACACUUUCGGCGCCCGCACCCACACUGCCCGUAGAGGCAAGGAACGGCUGGAAGCCUCUCAGCUUAACCUCGACAAGUGGCGGGCUGGGAAGGAAGGGGGAGGAGGUAUAUGCGUUGCAAUCCACCGAUGCAGCGACCAACACGGUGCACGUUCUGCUGCUGUCUCGCAUCGAUAUGGCCGCAUGGAUGGCGACGCUACCGGACGGGGAUUUGAUCUCCUCGCUGUGUGUGCCGGGCACGCACGAGAGCUGUGCACUCUACGGAUGGCCCAUCUCGGCAUGCCAGGACUCGGCCGCUUCGAUAGCGUACCAGCUCUCGCGCGGGGUCCGGUUCCUCGACGUCCGUCUUGCGCUCAAGGGCAGUCCGGGAUCGCAGGCGCUCUAUGCCUACCACGGCGUGACCGACCAAAAGAUCGAAUUCUCCGCCAUCCUCACCCAGGUGUAUUCGUUCCUGUCGACCUCGCCGCGCGAAACGGUGCUCAUGUCGGUCAAGCAGGAGAACAACAUGGCCGGCUUCCUAGAUGCCGUCUUUACCUACAUCAACAAGAAUUCCGCAGCUUGGUAUUUGGCAACGGGCAUUCCGAGGCUGGGCGAUGUGAGAGGCAAGAUCGUCUUGGUCUCGAGGUUUGGCUCGUCGAAUCAGCAGCCAGGGGGCAUUCAUCCACCCAUCUGGCCCGACUCGUCCCCCACUGCUUUUAGCUAUACCCUUCCCGAUGGACGCAGCGUGGUCACGCAGGACUGGUAUAACAUUGGAUCGCUCUCUGCCAUCCCCACCAAACUCGGCCUCAUCUCAGCACUCCUAGCCCAAACAGGAUCCAACACCGAUGUGCUCGGAUUGAACUUCACCAACGGAUCGAGCUUUCCCAUGGCUCUCCCGCCUUGGGUGGCUAAAGGCUCGGGCGACCAGUCGGCACAAAGCGCGGGCUGGAUGUCGACUAGGGGUGUCAAUGCUUUGCUCGUCGAUUUGGUCGCGGCCAAACUCGCCAACCCGCAAGGCAAAAGAGCCGGGCUAAUGAACAUCUUUGCACUCGACUUUUUCGACCAGCCCGGUCUAAACGCCGACCUGGCCACACUCAUCGUCCAAGCCAACUUCAUCUAG